AUGCAGCAGCUGCUGGCAAGCUCGCGCUCGGCGGUCAUGGUCAAUGGGAUCCCUGGCCCAUGGAAACGUUGCCGCCGAGGACUUCUCCAGGGAGACGCACUAUCUCCUUACUUGUUCCUGCUCGUGGCUGAUGUUCUUCAAAGACUGAUCAAAGCAGAUGACAAUAUGAAGGCUCCUGUCCAGUAUUGCAAUAUGUAG
Molecule: messenger RNA, 198 nt
Organism: Miscanthus lutarioriparius
Lineage: Eukaryota; Viridiplantae; Streptophyta; Magnoliopsida; Poales; Poaceae
Source: the annotation of a GenBank genome assembly